AAAAAAAAAAAGGAAACUGCUGUGAGUAUUAAUUCAACUUUUCUCUCUUUCUCUUUUUUUUUUUUCUCACCAAAACAGCAAAAUCAGACGAGGAGACAAAUUUACAGACACAAAGUUCCUGAGCUCACCAGUGUUUAAAAACAAGAAGAAGAAACACAAGAAUGCAUCUAAAGAGAUGUCGGGCACAUUUACUGUGGACAAAUAAUAAUUUUCUCUGAUUUAUUCAUAUGUGAUAUUAAUCUUCAAACCCUGCAUCAUCACAUGACAAAUGGUAACGGUAAACCCGAUCUGUGUUAAUCUGCGAGUCCACUGCUGAUGGUGGCUCUGGGAGAGCGGUGGCAGGUUGGUCAUAAAUGAUUCAGUGCAGACAGCACGCUGUAAAAAGGUUCAUGUUCCUCAGAAAGGUCAGUUGGCACAGCCAGCCGCUGAAAGACUGCACACUUGGCUGGGAUUUAAGAAGCGUUGUGUAAAGUUUUCAUCUACAAGACUGUGUGUCCGCUGAUGAAAAAAUGGGCUCAAAGAAGCUGAAGAGAGAUGUUGAAGCUCUAAUUGGUGAUUACAUCGGUCAGAAACUCCGAGAAAAUGCGUUCGAUCCAAAGGGAAAGGGAACGUCGACGGUGCUGGACGAUUUGGCUCAUUAUGAUCUUGCCAUCAGCGUUGCCCUGUGGUGGUUGGACAGAGAAGAGGGACGCCAUGUUCUGGACAACCACAUCGUCAGACCAUCUCGCAGUUUAGGAGGAUCCCGUUAUCCAGAUCGAUUAGAGCGCGAGGCCAUGAUCCUGUCGGCCUUCGCUGGAAUUAUUAUGGACAGUCUUCCAGUGGAGGAGAUUUUGACUCUGUACCAGUGCAAACCCGCAGCUUCAUUUCCCAACUACCAGACCAAGGCCUCCAUCGUGUAUCCCUUCACCCUCUCCUACCAUCCGUUUGCAAUGCUCGGAUCAUACAAGGCUGUGGAACACUCCAAACAACACAGUCAGAAGUUGAGAAGAUGGUUGUCAGAGCGGGCGAAGUCCAGCGCUCCCCCACAUUUUAUUCCACGACAACCUUCAUCACUCCCCUCGUCCUCGUCUCAAUCUUUCCUCAGUGACAGCAGUAACGAACAGGAGGAAGGAGCUCAGAACUAUGAAGGAUCGAAGGAGUCUCUACAGGACUGACGUCGACCUCCGCCAUUUCAGAUAAAUUAUUUCAUCUUUUUUUUUUCAAUAAACAGCUCAUUUACUUUCUUUUCUUCUGUUUCAGUUUUUUUUUUUUUUUUCUCUUUCAAAUUUCUCCCCCAUU
Molecule: messenger RNA, 1278 nt
Organism: Cynoglossus semilaevis (tongue sole)
Lineage: Eukaryota; Metazoa; Chordata; Actinopteri; Pleuronectiformes; Cynoglossidae
Gene: c9h2orf80
Product: chromosome 9 C2orf80 homolog
Exons: 9
Coding region: 510-1154 (214 amino acids)
Source: RefSeq, a predicted model, not a curated record